Messenger RNA from Dichomitus squalens LYAD-421 SS1, 1890 nucleotides. RefSeq names its product carboxypeptidase S. Gene Ontology annotation, molecular function: metallocarboxypeptidase activity. Bases 1 to 1890 code for a protein of 629 amino acids. Lineage: Eukaryota; Fungi; Basidiomycota; Agaricomycetes; Polyporales; Polyporaceae. The transcript has 11 exons. The record is from RefSeq and is a predicted model, not a curated record. Gene Ontology annotation, cellular component: fungal-type vacuole lumen.
AUGGUACAGACUAGCGGCAGCGGUUAUAUAACCGGUCGAUCUUCGACAUUCAAUGAAGAAUCCACUAUAUGCUACCCUGGGGACUUGAAGGAGAAGCCCGGUAGACCUCGCGACGACGCUGAGCUCGGUGUUGUCGGUUAUUCCGAACGCGCACCCAGCAAACGGCCAGGUGAAGCUCGGACGUACUUCUCGCUGGCGCUGUUGUCUGCUCUCGGAUUGUCCCUCUUCUAUCUGUUUGCAAGAAGUCCACAUCUCAGUGCUUGUGGUUCCACGCUUCGAUUGGCCCAGGACGAUAUUAGUGAGGCAUGUCCUCAGACAAACGCGAUUGUUCCCCAGAAGCAUAGCGCCCUAUUGGAAGUCCUUGAAACCACAUAUCAAACGGAGGAGUUUAGGCUAAAGGCGUACGAAAGCUUGGGAGGAGCGGUCAGAGUCCCGACGGUCGCCUACGAUGAUCUUGCACCUCCGGGCUCAGAUGAGCGUUGGGAAAUUUUUGGGGAGCUCCACGCAUACCUUGAGAAGCGCUUCCCAUUGGUUCACGCAAACUUGCGGAAGACGCAUGUGAACGAGUAUGCAUUAGUGUACCACUGGCAAGGAACCAAUGGUUCUCUGAAGCCCGCGCUCUUGACGGCACAUCAAGAUGUCGUCCCAGUGGAGCCGUCCACUGUGGAUCAGUGGAACCAUCCGCCUUUCUCUGGCUUCUUCGAUGGGGAAUUCAUAUGGGGUCGUGGCAGCUGCGACGACAAACCGGGUCUCAUUGGCUCCCUCACCGUCGUCGAGGAGUUGCUGCACGUAGGGUUCAAGCCUGCUCGCACAUUUGUCCUAGCAUAUGGCAUUGACGAAGAGCGCGGCGGCAUCUCGGGAGCUACUACCAUCCGAGACUACUUGUUAGCGAAUUACGGAGAAUAUGCUUUCUCCAUCCUCAUAGACGAAGGAGGUGGAUACCAGGUCGAAGACAACGUAAUAAUGUCCAGUCCCGGAGUGGCAGAGAAGGGCAAAUUCGAUGCUCGUUUCGAGAUAUCGGCUCCAGGUGGACAUUCUAGUGUUCCUCCGGAGCAUACCAGCAUUGGCAUGCUUGCUGCGAUCAUCAAGCACCUCGAAGUCAAUCCGCACUCCCCACAACUCAACCGUGAGGGGGUAUACUACUCUUUGCUCCAGUGUCGAGCUGCGCACGAUACCUCGCUCUCUCCUCAGCUCCGCUCGCUCAUCUCACGCUCCCGCACUUCUGACAAGACGCUGCAUGCGCUCGAGCAGCACCUAGCCGAGACCGACCGACUCUUCCCCGCAUUUGCGGGUACAACACAGGCAGCGGACGUGAUCCGCGGUGGCGUGAAAACGAAUGCCCUCCCCGAACGCGCUGAUGUGAUCGUCAACCACCGGAUCGACAUUCACAGCUCAGUCGGCGCCCUCCAGAAGCGCAUUAUAACCGUUGUGAAGCCUAUCGUCGCCCGGCUUAGACUGGAGCUCGAUGCGUUCGGCAAUGCGAGUUUCGCAAUGAAGCCGGAGGGCGGCGAGAGUAGCGGGGUAUUGCGCAUCACCGACGCGUUUGGGACCGCACUCGAGCCCGCCCCGGUUACGCCGAUGGGAGACGGUGGGCCGUUCCAGCUCUUGUCGGGGACGAUCAUCGGCGUCCUCGGCGCUUCGAACCGGACGGGGUAUGACAAAAAGGUCUUCAUCGCCCCAGGAAUGUCGACUGGGAACACAGGUCAGCACACGAAACAUUACUGGAAGCUGACGAAACACAUUUUCCGAUACGGACAUACGAAUGCUGCUGACACGUACAACGGAGCCCACACGGUCAACGAAGCGUUUCGUGGCGAAGGCUUCAUCGAGACCAUCCGGUUUUUUACGUGGGUCAUCCUGAACGUCGACGAGUCUUCUUUGCUGGAUUGA